AGAGAUGCAUGAGUAGGAACCCAACCCAGCCCAGCCAUUGUAGGCUUCCUGGUCAGUUGUGGACGGCAUGGCUCUUGAAGCUGCCCACCACUACCUGCAGCUCGCCGUCGGCCAUGGCACAUCCACGCCGGCGGUACUCCUCAUCGUCGUUGUUCCCUUACUGAUGUUAGUGCUAGUAUCAGUAAGAACAUCAGCGUCCACAAGAAAGCUGCGGCUCCCGCCUUCGCCUCCGGGCAGCCUUCCCAUCAUCGGCCACCUCCACCACAUCGGCGCCCAGACCCACAUCUCCCUGCAGCACCUGGUCGACAAGUACGGCCACAACGGUCUCCUCUUCCUCCGCGCCGGCGCCGUGCCCACCGUCAUCGUCUCCUCGCCAAGCGCCGCCGAGGCCGUCAUGCGCACCCACGACCACAUCCUCGCGUCGCGCCCGUGGUCCAUGGCCUCGCACAUCCUUCGCUACAACACCACCGACGUCGCCUUCUCGCCCUUGGGCGAGUACUGGCAGCACACCCGGAAGCUCGUCAACACGCACCUGCUCAGUGCCAAGAAGGUGCACUCCUUCCGCCAUGGCCGUCAAGAAGAGGUGUGCCUCGUCGUCAACAAGAUUCGUGAGGCGGCCACCAACGCUCCAUCCACGGCGGUGGACAUGAGCGAGUUCCUGGCCGCCUACACCAAUGACGUCGUAAGCCGCUCGGUGCUGGGAGCGACCCACAGGAAGAAAGGCCGCAACACGCUCUUCAGAGAGAUGACCGAGACCAACGUCGACCUUCUCGUGGGAUUCAACCUUGAGAACUUCAUCCCUAGGUGGCCACUGACGGAGGUGCUCUUCAGGCUGGUCUGCUGGAAGGUUCAGCGACACCUCAACAAGUGGGACGCCUUGCUGGAAGAGGUCAUCAAGGAGCACAUAAACUUGAAGCAAGAUAAUUCUGCCGACUUCAUCCAUGUUUUCCUCUCUCUACAGCAAGAGUACGGUCUCACGGACGAUAAUGUCAAGUCCCUCUUGAUGAACAUAUUUGAGGCAGCUAUAGAAACAUCGUAUCUGGUGCUGGAAUACGCCAUGGCCGAGCUUAUAAACAACAGACAUGUUAUGAAGAAACUACAAACCGAGGUAAGGACGUUUGCAUCGUCCAAGGGCAAAAGGUUGGACAUGAUUACGGAGGAGGACCUCAGCAGCCUGCCCUACCUAAAGGCAACUAUGAAAGAGGCCCUCCGCUUGCACCCACCAGGGCCUUUACUCCUCCCACACUACUCCACUGCUGACUGCAACAUUGACGGAUACGACAUACCCGCCAAAACACGUAUCCUUGUGAACGGUUGGGCCAUUGGAAGAGACCCAACAGCUUGGCAGAGGCCAGAGGAUUUCAUGCCGGAGAGGUUCCUACAAGAUGGCCAGGAGAAAUCUAGCAACCUGGGUCAAGAUUUGAAGUAUCUGCCAUUUGGAUCCGGACGUAGGAUUUGCCCCGGGGCAAAUUUUGCGCUCGCGACAAUGGAGAUUAUGCUAGUAAAUCUCAUGUACCAUUUUGACUGGGAGGUUCCCAAUGAGAAAGAGGGUACUGGUGGAAAGGUUAGUAUGGCCGAGACAUUCGGGCUGAUGCUUCGCCGAAAUGAGAAACUCUACCUUGUUCCAAAGAUUGUCUAAUAACUAGUAGUGCCCCAGAUCCCAAGUGUAAGCCUAUUUAAACUUGUGCGCAAUAAUUAAGGCGAGGGCUAAAAUAAGCAUGUUGUCCAUCUAUUGUUGUUGUCGGUCGAGAAGAUGGACGAGAAGUUUAAUGCACUGGUUAUGUGCAGUUAUGUUGUAGUAGUCAUGAAAAAUAAUCUAUUUGAGUUGUGAUGGAGUUAUAUUA
Molecule: messenger RNA, 1844 nt
Organism: Aegilops tauschii subsp. strangulata
Lineage: Eukaryota; Viridiplantae; Streptophyta; Magnoliopsida; Poales; Poaceae
Product: cytochrome P450 71C3
Molecular function (GO): monooxygenase activity; oxidoreductase activity, acting on paired donors, with incorporation or reduction of molecular oxygen; heme binding
Source: RefSeq, a predicted model, not a curated record